AAUAUGGCUACUGAUAACGCUAGUUUUAAUGAGGCUGCUAAAGCUUUUGGAGAGCUUGCUUCUAGUGGGAAACUUAGUAAUGAAGAGAAAUUAGAAGGUUAUGGUUUAUUCAAACAAGCUACCGUAGGUGAUAAUACUACAGCCAAAGCUAAAUGGAAGGCUUGGGAGAGUAGAAAAGGUCUUUCUAAAGAAGAAGCUCAAAAAAACUAUAUUGAAUUAAAUGAGAAACUUCAAAAGAAAUAA
Molecule: messenger RNA, 243 nt
Organism: Entrophospora candida
Lineage: Eukaryota; Fungi; Glomeromycota; Glomeromycetes; Entrophosporales; Entrophosporaceae
Source: the annotation of a GenBank genome assembly